Messenger RNA from Arachis ipaensis, 3158 nucleotides. The record is from RefSeq and is a predicted model, not a curated record. NCBI's taxonomy places the organism in Eukaryota, Viridiplantae, Streptophyta, Magnoliopsida, Fabales, Fabaceae.
CUUACGCGCACUUGACCACAUUACACUGCCACACACACACACACACACACAUUCAUAUUCAUCACUCUUUUUCUCCUUCAUUUCCCCUUUCAAACCCCUCUUCUCUUUUUUUCUGCAUUAUUUUGCUUCCUAAUUUUUUACCUCCUUCUUUAUCCGCGUGUUUCUUUUUCUUUCUUCUUUUUGGGGCUUAUUUUAGGGUUUCAAAACUUUUCAAAAGUCUUCCCAUUACUAAAUUUUAAAGCAAUUGAUCCCCAAAUUCGAAUCUUCACUCUCAUCCCCCUUUUCUCUCUCGUUUCCCAGCUCCCAUUUUCGCUCUGAAAGUCCUCUCCAGAGAAUUGAUUUUUUUUUCUUAUCUUUUAAUUUUUUCCUUCAUUGGUUGAUGUAAAUUUCCAAAUUUUGAUUUGGUGGAAGAAUCGGUUAUUGAGUAGCUGAAAACAACGGAUUUUGUUGCGGUUGUGGGGUUGAUUGAGGGUUCAAUAGUGAAUUUGAAAUGGUGGGGUGCUUGUGAAGAUUAGAAAACUUUUUCCUUUUUUGGAACCCUAGCUAGUUUGCUGUCUAGAAACAUGAAAUAAUUGGUGAUUCAUUUCCGGGGGGUGUUUAUGGUUUUUGUGUGAUUUUCAAUUGGAGAAGAAGAAGAAGGGUUAUGGAGAAUGGUUAUGAUAGGAAAUUGGCUGAGAACUUCUCAGCUUUGCGGAUUAAUAACCAACAUGGUCAACAUCAGCAAGUGCAUGAUCAAUCUCACUUCGAUGCUAACAACAGUGAUAACUUGUAUCAGGUCAUGAAGGCUGUUGAAGCUGCUGAGGCCACCAUUAAGCAGCAGGUGGAAGAGAAUAAUCGGCUCAGGGCUGAACUCUUGAACAAAAUUCAAGAACUAGAAAGAUAUAAGCAAGGUGAAGCAGUGGAUCAAAGAUCUCCUUUGGUUGCUCCUUUGCAGGAGCAGGGUCAUAGAUCAUAUCAAUCAGUUCCAUCAAGUACGCUAGAACAUAUGAUGAAUGCCAGAGGUGAAAUAGUUAAUCGUUCUGAGAACAAUCAAAUAAAUGGGACAUAUAGAGUACAACCAAAUGAUCAGCGACCUGUGGAUAAUGCUGGCCCUUCACAGUUGUCUUCGCCAUCUACAAGUUCAGUCUCUCCUGGCCGGCAUCUACCAGGAGACUAUGAUCCCCGAUCCGGUUCACCUCAGCAGGGCUUGAUGCCAGUGGCAGAAAUGAAUAACUCUAAUACUUUACUGAAGCAGGAUUUGGCUAUCAAGGUACGAGAACAUGAAGAAGAGAUCAUCCAAUUAAGGAAACAUCUUGCAGAUUUUUCUGUAAAGGAAGCACAAAUACGUAAUGAAAAAUAUGUCUUGGAAAAGCGGAUUGCAUACAUGCGCUUGGCCUUUGAUCAGCAGCAGCAAGAUCUUGUAGAUGCAGCGUCAAAAGCUUUAUCAUAUCGACAAGACAUAAUUGAGGAAAAUAUACGUCUUACAUAUGCAUUGCAGCUGUUGUUGAUGCCCAGUCGAUUGUUAGCAAUGUCAAGGUUUUAUUUAAACAUUUGCAGGAAAAACUUCUUCGCACUGAGUCGAAGCUAAAGGAGUCACAAUAUCAAUUGAUGCCAUGGCGUCCGGAUUUGAACAAUGCCAAUAUUGCUACGCAAUCACCAUCUCACCCAAUUGGUGCACCUUUGGCAACUUCAAAUAAAAAGGGCCUUGAGCUGGUACCUCAGGAGCUGUACUCCCAAGCAAGGACUCAGGUUUCUGUUGAUUCUCACAUGGGCAAUGAUUGGGAUAUGUUUGGCCGCACACAGACUGGCAUGGGUGGUGGUGUGACAACCAAUGUUGACGGGGAUGAUUCGGGGAGAUAUUCACCUUAUGCAAGCAGGAAUUCUUCAGCUCAUGAUGUACCCAUCCACCUAGGUGAUGCUCAUCCUCCACAUUAUGGAGAGGAGAUAACUAACAAACAGGUGACGUUUCGCGAACCUGUGAGCAACAAUGAUGUGGAUGAUCCUGAUGGAGAUGGAAACAAUAGUGAGAGAGAAGCAUCUGCUAACUGGAGUGGCAAUGCGCCUUAUACAACCGCUGUUGAUGAACCUGCUCCCUCGUAUUCUCCAUAUUUGCCACCCGUUCUUGAAGAACCUUCUUCGUCAUUUUCUGAGGCUGCCGACGAUGAUCCCUUACCAGCCAUAGAGGGCCUUCAAAUUUCUGGGGAUGCCUUUCCAGGAAGGGAACUUCAGGCAUGCGGAUACUCCAUCAAUGGCACCACUAGUUGUAAUUUUGAGUGGAUUCGACAUUUGGAAGAUGGUUCCUUUAAUUAUAUCGAUGGGGCAAAGCAACCCAACUAUCUUAUCACUGCUGACGAUGUUGAUACAUUGCUUGCCAUUGAAGUCCAGCCUUUGGAUAACAGGAAGCGCAAGGGAGAACCUGUGAAGGUUUUUGCCAAUGAAAACAAAAAGAUUACUUGUGAUCCUGAAAUGCAGAGUUGCAUAGAAAAGGCUUUUUACGCGGGACAAGCUUCAUAUAAAGUUUCUCUUUCGACUGGAUAUCUUGAUAUAUGGGAACCAGCCACAUUGACCGUUAAGAAGGAAGGUUAUAGUAUCAAAUGUAGUGGACCAAAUGGAGUAGUCAUCACAGAAAAGUUUGCGUCUUCCAGCAGUGUUAUGAUUCCAUAUGGACAUGUUUCAGAAUUUAUUAUAAUGGGUUCAAGUGGCACUGACCAUCUGUUAAGAGCAGAAAGCACUCCAACAGAUGUUUCUGGUGCAAGAGAUACUAUUGUGCUCACCUUGAGAUUAUUCAUCUUAAGGGCUGCAGAGAAAAAAAGAGGGAAGAAAAAAGGAUUAUUCUUUAACAGUUUAAAUUUGAAGUGAAGAGUGGUAGCUGUUUGGCAGAAAAUCUCUGCUUCAUACAGAAGGGUACUGGGAUGGGAGAUGUGUUUUGUGUGUGGAACGAAAAUUUUGCUCCUUUCAUAUUUAUAUAUACUAGGGCCGAAUUAGCUUGAGCUGUAGUUGUGAAUUUAUGUAUUUUUUUGAAUAUUCAGUAAUUAUUUUUUUCCCCCAUAGCCCUGUAAGUCAAGUGUUGUAUUGCUUGCUGUACUUGUCAUUCUUGUGCAUAUUUUUUUCUUGCAUAUUCAUUCUAGUUUUCUCACUUAAGUGAAAAUGAUAUAUAGUUAUCAAUUGAAAUUCGUGUA